This is a messenger RNA of Ziziphus jujuba (common jujube), 1112 nucleotides long. RefSeq lists its product as uncharacterized. NCBI's taxonomy places the organism in Eukaryota, Viridiplantae, Streptophyta, Magnoliopsida, Rosales, Rhamnaceae. The record is from RefSeq and is a predicted model, not a curated record. The coding region runs from base 76 to 750 and encodes 224 amino acids. The transcript has 2 exons.
UCUCUCUCUACCCACUUAGAGAGAGAAAAAGAAAAAAAAAAAAAAAAAAAACAAAAAGAGAGAAAGAAGAAGACCAUGAAGCUCAUAUGGUCCCCAGAAACGGCUUCUAAAGCCUACAUAGAAACUGUGAAAUCAUGUGAGAAAUUCAAAGAAUUCGGAGUUGCAGAGCUCCUCUCAGCCAUGGCGGCGGGUUGGAACGCCAAGCUGAUCGUGGAAGCAUGGACUCAGGGAGGUCCAAUAGCCACGAGCAUCGGUCUCGCUGUGGCCGCGAGGAAUACAGGAGGACGACACGUGUGCAUCGUCCCCGAUGAAAGAUCGAGGCUGGAAUACGUAUCGGCGAUGCGAAACGCGAGCUCAUCGUCGUCGCCGCCGCCGCCACCUCUGCCGGAGAUAGCGGUGGGGGAAGUGGAGGCGACGAUGGGGGGGCUGGUGGGAGUGGAUUUUCUGGUGGUGGAUUGCAAGAGGAGGGAUUUCGCAAGGGUACUGAGAUUGGCUAAGGCGAGCCACAAGGGUGCGGUUUUUGCAUGUAAAAAUGCUGCAUGGCAACGAAACGUUUCGGGGUUCAGAUGGCAAUGGGCUCUCGAGAGGGGGACACGUGUUGUGAGAUCGGUGUUUCUGCCUGUUGGGAGAGGAUUAGAUAUUGCUCAUAUAGGAAGUAAUAGUGGGACUGUGGCAUUAAAGAAAGGUCCUAGCCGUUGGAUCAAGCACAUCGAUCAAAAAUCUGGCGAGGAACACGUUUUCCGGAAGUGAAAAUAAUCUAUGGUGCGGUUUCAGUGUUCAGACUCGUAAUUUUGCCUUUUGUUGUACAGCUAGAUAAAUUAGGAGUUUCGGAUUUCUAUUUUUUCCUUUUUUUUUUGGCUCUCUCUCUCUCUCUUAGGCAAUUUUGGGUCUUCGUUUGGAUUUUAAUACCGUGCUUCAUUUCAUCAGAAAAAAGGAAGAUUGUUAGACAUGCUUCGGAAUCUUAUGAUUUUGAAGCAGGUUUUAACAAUUCUACAUUUACGUUUCGGAGAUCCAAAUGAAAGAUUAAACUGAGGGUUAGCUAGAAAUCAGCAAAGAAUAACUUGUAAAUAUAUUGCACAAUAAACUGGAAUAUAUGUAUAUAUAUAUAUAUA